AUGGACGUAGUAGGAGCCCUUCGAGUCGCUCGCCUCACUUUGGAAGCAACAGUCGGCACGAUGCACGUUAAUGCGAAAAUAGUUGCUGAUCGUUUGUCGUUACAUGGCCAAAGUAUUGUCGUCGCUACCGAAGCACUAAUCAGUACGGACAAAUUUAGUGUAAUUGGGCGGAAAUUGCAAUUAGAUGGGCGAUGCUUCCCAAAUGAGAACUCGGAGAACCGGGAGAUGAGGGUCCGACUGGACUGCGGCCUUGUACACGUCGGUGUCGAUGGCUGUAUCGGCGAAUCGAAUGAGAAAGAAACUAUUAAAGUUCCCAAGCGUACGCAAUCCGUCCAAAUCACGAGCAACUAUCUGACGCUGACCAUUAGCGGUUCUUUGGCAAAUUACGGUAAGAUCACGGCAUCGGAGAGAAUCGAUCUAGCCAUCGGCGAGAGCUUGCUGUCACUGUUGGACGGAACGUUGGACAGCGCUGGACGAGGU
Cooperia oncophora is the source of this 480-nucleotide messenger RNA. The record is from the annotation of a GenBank genome assembly. NCBI's taxonomy places the organism in Eukaryota, Metazoa, Nematoda, Chromadorea, Rhabditida, Trichostrongylidae.